AUGCCGCAAACACAUUCAACAGCAAUCAAUUCAUUCAAUUCAAACCAUUCUCUGUAUGAUCAGCAUCGACCAUCGUUUUCGCCAAAAAUUGUCGAUCAAUUCUUAUUGGAUUUAGGGUUAGGAUCAAUUACAAAUGGCAAAAUUGAAUAUGAUAACCAGAAAACCAUAUUGGAACUUGCUGCUGGUACAGGCAAAUUCACAAGAAAUUUAGUCGAUCACGGAUGGAGUGACAAGUUAAUAGUCGUCGAACCUUCUAAAGGAAUGUUAGAGACAUUCGAUAAGAACUUCCCAAAUAUUAAAAAAUUCGAGGGAUCCUCAUAUAAUAUUCCGUUACCAGAUUCCUCAGUAGAUUCGGUCAUUAUAGCUCAAGGUUUCCAUUGGUUCAGUGACGAAAAUUCUUUAAUAGAGAUAAAUCGAGUUUUAAAACUGACUGGAACAUUUGGGUGUAUUUGGAAUUUUGAUGCUCCAUCUAUUAGUCAGAAUUUACAUCCUCCUUUACCAGAAACCGAAGUUCUUUACGAUAAUAUUUCAACUCAGAUAGAGUCCAAGCUUAGUUUAUCAAUAUCUGAUAAUACUACAAGCCAAAUUGCCGAAUUCUUCGGAUUGCAUCCUUGGUGCGUUAAAGUUAGUGAGUACAUUUAUUCUUUUGAUAAGAAAGUACCUCAGUACCGUCAUGGCAAGUGGAAAGAGCUAUUAUGCAAAGAAAAUAAAUACUUCUCUCCAAUUCUAAAAGAAGCUUUCUUACUAUAUAUUUCUCGAGUUAAGCCAGAAGAUGUAUAUAGGUAUUGGGAAACCAGAUCCUAUAUUACAGAUUUACCUGCUGAUGAACGAUCAGAGAUUCAAAAGAAGGUUGAAUCAUUGGUUAGAAAUGCAGUUACUGAUAACGACAAAAUAACUAUCAACGAUGAGAGUUAUCUUGAGAAGUCUAUGGGAACUCAUACAAUUAUCACUAAAGUGAAUAAAUAA
Debaryomyces fabryi is the source of this 966-nucleotide messenger RNA. RefSeq lists its product as uncharacterized. Lineage: Eukaryota; Fungi; Ascomycota; Pichiomycetes; Serinales; Debaryomycetaceae. The record is from RefSeq and is a predicted model, not a curated record. Gene Ontology annotation, molecular function: S-adenosylmethionine-dependent methyltransferase activity. The transcript has a single exon. Bases 1 to 966 code for a protein of 321 amino acids.